Molecule: messenger RNA, 2061 nt
Organism: Lasiosphaeria miniovina
Lineage: Eukaryota; Fungi; Ascomycota; Sordariomycetes; Sordariales; Lasiosphaeriaceae
Exons: 3
Coding region: 1-2061 (686 amino acids)
Biological process (GO): telomere capping; regulation of telomere maintenance via telomerase
Cellular component (GO): chromosome, telomeric region; nuclear telomere cap complex
Molecular function (GO): G-rich strand telomeric DNA binding; telomerase inhibitor activity
Source: RefSeq, a predicted model, not a curated record
AUGGAUGCAGGCAGAGCCUUGCCCGCCCCGUUCAACGAGAUUCGCCAGAUUCUAGAUGAGGGCUCCAGGCCAGAGCCCGGCAGUUUUGUCGAUGUCAUUGGCCUGGUGACGGACUGCCGACUGCCCAUGCCCACGACCGGCACAGACUUCAAAAGCACCCUAACCCUCUGUGACUUGUCCACCCAGGUCGACGGCGGCUAUGGCAUUGUCUUUAACAUCUUCCGCCCCAAAGAGGCCAUGCCCCAAGUUAGAGCCAGGGAUGUCGUGGUCAUCUUCAGGGCCAAGGUGCAAAAAUACAACGGCUCCAUGUCUCUGAUCAGCAACCGCGCCACUUGCAUCUGCCUGUACAAGGCACCCAGGCUGGCCUUGUCGCCAUUAGCGGCCAAGGCUGCCCUUGUUCCGCCCUCCAAGAGCGACCCCCGGGAGCCGGACGACGAGAUCAACCGAUAUGUCUCGUAUUUUUUUAAUAAGAUCGACAAACAUGGACUUCCCGACGAUGAAGAAUUCAGCCAGAGGGCCGCCAUGUCUCUCAACAUCAAGGAAAAGUUCAGGCUGCUCAAAGACGUGUGCGACGGCAGCUUCUAUGACCUGAUCGUCCAAGUCGCCCGGGAGCCCUGGUACAUGGCGGACAAGAUGACCUUAUAUGUAUCCGACUACACCGAGAAUGAACACUUCUUCCACUACACCUGGGACGGCCUCAAAGAUCUCCCAUCGCGGGCCGGUGGCGGCGACCCCUACGGUUACACCACCGGCACCUAUGCCAAAGACUCGGACAAGAAGGACUGGUGCGGCCCGUACGGGAAGAAGGCCAUGCAAAUCACCUGCUACGAGCCCCACGCCAGCUUCAUCCGUAGCGAAGUGAAGGCAGGCCAGUGGCUAAUGUUGCGCAACGUGCAGGUUAAGUUUGGCCGAGACGGCCAGAACCUUGAGGGCUUUAUGCGCGCCGAGCUAAACUUGAACGAAUACAAAAUCAAUGUCGACGUGCUAAGCGCCACGGACGCCGAGCCUAUAAAUCCGCGGUUCAAGGAUGCGAUCAGGCGAUGGCGCGACUACGAGCUGAGCAAAAAGGCGCAAAUCAAAGAGAUAAAGUCUAGAAAGGUCACCGGUGUCAAGCGCAAGGCUGCAGCAGUCGACGCCGGCGCCGGCCAGACCAAUAGCGCUGGCGCGGGUGCGUCGGAACAGAAGGGCCCGCGGGCCCUAAAUGGCAAGGAGAAACGCAAGAUGAGGCGUGCGGCUCUCGAGCAGCAAGCAAAGGCGGCAGAGGCAGGCCAGAAGGAGGAUAUGUGGCAGGGCCUCAACAAGCAGGUGACGUGCGAGAGCCACCCCGGCACGCCGCUUGCGUCGGUAGAAUCCAUACUCGCCCCCGUCCACUACGACACCACGGUCAACGGCCAGGCCGUGAAGCUCGAGUUGCCUUUUAUAUGCGCCAAGUACCUGACGCGCGUGCGCGUUGUUGACUUUUUCCCCCAAUCACUAGAGGACUUUUCAUGCGGCCGCCGCACAGUCGAGUUUGACGUCCUAUCCGACAACGGCGACCUCGGACGACGACGGCCGGGGGGGCGUAUAUGGGAGUGGCGCUUUGCGGUGCAGCUCGAGGACGCAUCGCCGCAGCCGCCCCCGACGACCAACGGCAAGGGCCAAAAGCCCAACGGCGUCCAGGCGCCCCGGGCGCGUUUCUGGGCCGUGGUCAACAAUGCCGAGGCGCAGUGCCUCGCGGGCCUGGACGCCACGAACCUCCGCUACGACGUCGACGCGCUCGCCCGGCUGCGCGAGCGCCUGUUCACGCUGUGGGGCAACCUCGAGGAGCUCAAGUCCGGCAAGGCCACGGCCGCCAGGCGACGGGCGGACGGCCGUGCAGCCAAAGGGCGCCCCCUGCUGCGCUCAGACAAGCUGCCGCCCGACAGCUCGGACGUCGAGGAUGGCGGCGCCGAGCGCGCCCUGUCGAACAAGCCGUUCGCCUGCUGCAUCAAGCAGUACGGCGUCCUGUCUUCUGGGAGGGCGGGUGAGCGCACGGCGUGGGAGAGGGUAUUUGGGCUGUUCGGGACCAAGAUCUGCACGUGA